Molecule: messenger RNA, 857 nt
Organism: Malaclemys terrapin pileata
Lineage: Eukaryota; Metazoa; Chordata; Testudines; Emydidae
Product: lysozyme G-like
Exons: 6
Coding region: 134-748 (204 amino acids)
Biological process (GO): peptidoglycan catabolic process; defense response to Gram-positive bacterium
Cellular component (GO): extracellular region
Molecular function (GO): lysozyme activity
Source: RefSeq, a predicted model, not a curated record
GGAACUUGGUCCAUCGGACACUGUGGCAUGCUAGAGACAGUGCCGGUCUUUUGUCUCUUACCACCAGGUCCUUAAGGAACGAUACUUCGAUUUAUUUUCCGACUCUCUUGGGUGCUUGAGAAGAACUGUCCCCAUGCUACUAACGCUGAUGAUUCUGGGCCUUGCUGCCCUCAUUGGUACUUCUGAGAGUCAGACUGGAUGCUAUGGUGUCAUAAAGAAGGUUGAUACCACUGGGGCUUCCUGUAGAACUGCAAAAGCAGAACGCUUACCCUACUGUGGAGUUCGUGCUUCAACAACGAUUGCACUGAGAGACUUGCGUGCUAUGAACAAUUAUAAAACCAUCAUUAAGAGCGCUGGAAGAAAAAAAUGUGUGGAUCCAGCUGUGAUUGCUGGUAUCAUCUCUCGAGAGUCGCAUGCUGGAAAGGCCCUAAAGGAUGGCUGGGGUGACGGUGGAAAUGGAUUUGGUUUGAUGCAGGUUGAUAAACGCUACCAUAAAUUGGUUGGACGAUGGAAUAGUGAGGCACAUGUCCUUCAGGGGACAGGCAUCCUUGUUAAUAUGAUUAAGGGAAUCCGGAAAAAGUUCCCCAGAUGGACAAAGGAACAACAACUGAAAGGAGGGAUUUCUGCCUACAAUGCAGGACUAAGAAAUGUCCAGUCCUAUGAUAAAAUGGAUAUUGGCACAACCGGCAAUGACUAUGCCAAUGAUGUCGUUGCACGAGCCAAGUAUUAUAAGAGAAACGGAUACUGAAUUUGGGAGUUCUCUCCUUUUCAAAUACAAUGUGGCUCUUACAAUAAUUAGUGAGGUGUUCAGAAGAGACACUGCAUAUCUGGGAAAUUAGAAGCUGGAACCUGCAAAA